AAAAACAGCUAAACAAGGGAGUCCCCACUUCCCCUCCCUGCUACACAUCCCACAGAAUGAACAGAGAGAGAGAGAGUAGUGCUGGGCCGAGUGACUCUCAUUAGUUUAGCUAUGUCUCCAUAGUGACCGGCUUUGCUGCCCCAGCUUGGGGAGGAAAUGCCAAAGUCCGUGCUUAAGAGCCCCUCCACCAGAAAGACAGAAAACAAAAACACACACACACACACACACACAACUCUAUUCUAAUCCUCUGUCCGGCCACGAUGGAAAAACCUCUUCUCAUCUUAUCACUCUCCUACCUCCCUCUAUCCAUUCUCUCUUUUUCCUUCCCCUUCCACUCAUUUUUCUCUCAUCCCUCCCUCCCCCUCCCUCUCUCUCUCCCCCCUCCCUCGCUCUCUUUUUUUCUGUCUCUGCCUCUCUCGCUCCCCUGUCAGUGUUAAGUUCAUUGAAGUAGACAACAGAGAGAUGAAAGAGAAGAACCCAUGGCAAACGCCUGUGAUGAUCAUCAUCACUGUGAUUGGUGUCAUAGCGAUUGUUGCCUUGGUGACGGUAGCAGUUUUGCAGAACAGGCCCCUCCUCCAAAAGUACAAGUAUGGAAUUGUGCUGGACGCCGGCUCCUCCCACACAGCUCUGUAUAUCUAUGAGUGGCCAGCUGAGAAGGAUAACAACACUGGAAGAGUUGAACAGACGCAUUCCUGCAAAGUCAAAGGUCCAGGUAUCUCCAGCUAUGCGUCUGCUCCAUUGGAGGCAGGGGAGUCUCUGAGAGCGUGCAUGCAGGAGGCCGAGAAGCUGGUGCCUGGAAAGAGACACCACGAGACCCCUCUUUAUCUGGGGGCUACUGCUGGAAUGAGAUUGCUGAAUAUAGAGAACAGCUCGGCGUCAGACAAGGUCUUUCAGGCUGUGGGGGACGCCCUGCAAAAGUUUCCCUUUUCUUAUCAGGGAGCGAGAAUACUCAGCGGCCAGGAGGAGGGCGCCUUUGGCUGGGUCACAGUCAACUACUUGGAUGACCGCCUCAAACAGGGUUUGGAAACUACAGGCGCCCUUGACCUCGGCGGCGCCUCCACUCAGAUAAGCUUUGUAUCCAAUAAUUAUGACGGUUCAGAGUCACCCAGAAACUCUGUGACCUUCCGCCUCUACGGAAAUGACUACAACCUGUACACUCACAGCUUCCUGUGUUACGGGAAAGACCAAGCACUGAAAAUGACGCUGGCACAAAUGGCUAAAGAAGGUCCAGCAACAGUAUUUGAUCCUUGUUUCCACCCUGGCUACACUGCAACAAAGAACUACUCGAUCCUUUAUGACGGCCCCUGCGUGUCAGACAGGAAACCACAAGCAGCUCUUGCUACCUUCACUCACACGGGGAAAGGAAACUUCCUACAAUGCCAGGAAGCUGUAAAAAGUGUCUUCAACUUCACUUACUGCAAAUACAGCCGAUGCUCUUUCAAUGGGGUCUUCCAGCCACUUUUGCAGGGUCCAUUUGGGGCAUUCUCUGCCUACUACUUUGUGAUGAACUUCCUAAAUCUGACAGAUACUUCCAUCCCUCUGGAAACUGUCAAGGAUAGCCUAAAACGCUACUGCGCUACUCCUUGGAAUCAGAUAAUGCUGCUGCAUCCAGACGUAAAAUUAAAGUAUCUGGCUGAGUACUGUUUCUCUGGCACGUACAUCCUCACCCUGUUGACAGAAGGAUACAACUUCACCUCAAAGAGCUACUCCGACAUUAAAUUCAUCAAAAAGAUAAAAAGCAGCGAUGCAGGCUGGACGCUGGGCUACAUGUUGAAUCUGACCAAUAUGAUUCCAGCUGAAAAUCCUGACUCUCCCCCUCUGCCCCACGUCGGCUACGUCUCCAUUCUCUCCGUCAUCGCAGUACUGCUCUUCAUCCUCUUCAUCCUCUUCAUCCUCAGCCUGCGCCCUCUCUGGCCCCGCUGCUCCAAACAGCCACAGAUCGUAUGAGUGACGCUUCUGUGGGGAGGUCAAAGGUCAAUGUUGCAGCACAUCAACAGUCCUGCAGCUCAUGUGGAUUCAAGGACAUUUCAGAAGGACACAUACUUUCUCUCCUCUUUCUAAUGAGUGAGUUUGGCUUCUCUGGUUAAAGGACAGUUUCUGUGUUUGUGUACAAGGAUGUAUGUUUGAAUGCGUGCUUGAGUGAGUGUGUGUGUGUGUGUGUGUGUGCGCGUGUGCGUGCGCCCACAUCAGUCUGCAUGUAUGCAUCUUGAAUUAUUAUGUAAAAAUGAUACUGUAUAAAUAAAAUAACCCAAGUUUAUAUAAGA
Molecule: messenger RNA, 2264 nt
Organism: Cottoperca gobio
Lineage: Eukaryota; Metazoa; Chordata; Actinopteri; Perciformes; Bovichtidae
Gene: entpd1
Product: ectonucleoside triphosphate diphosphohydrolase 1
Exons: 11
Coding region: 463-1947 (494 amino acids)
Biological process (GO): nucleoside diphosphate catabolic process
Cellular component (GO): plasma membrane
Molecular function (GO): GDP phosphatase activity; UDP phosphatase activity; ribonucleoside triphosphate phosphatase activity
Source: RefSeq, a predicted model, not a curated record